AUGGAAGAAGGAAAGGAAAUUUCCGAGCCAAAAGUGGAAAGCGAGGCUCACCAAGUAAGCGAAGGCACUGAAACUUCAGAAAAGAAAGAAGACAUUGUGACUCCUUUCAAUAUAAGUGCUGGUGACACAGGAGUUGACUAUGACAAACUGGUAGCACAGUUUGGAUGUCAAUAUGUAGUUCCUGAGCAUGUUGCUCAAUUCGAAGCUAUCACAGGCCGCAAAGCUCACCACUUGCUAAGAAGAGGGAUUUAUUUUGCCCAUAGAGAUCUUGAUAUGAUUUUAACUCGUGCAAGAGAAGGAAAACCCUGGUAUCUAUACACUGGCAGAGGGCCAAGCUCAGCCGCUCUUCAUCUAGGCCACUUGAUUCCUUUCAUCUUCAAUAAAUGGCUCCAAGACGUGUUUGAUGUCCCAAUCUGCAUACAAAUUACUGAUGAUGAAAAAUACCUUUACCGACCUGAGCUAAGCUUUGAUGACGUCCAAGGAUUUGCAAGGGAAAACAUCCGUGACAUCAUUGCAUGUGGCUUUGAUAUUAUUCUGCAUUUUAUUGAAUUUUUACUAUUUUUUUUGAAAAAAAAAUUUACGUAUAAGAAAUUUAAUAUGGUAUAAUAAGACUUUUAUUUUCAAAGACACUGACUAUAUAAAGCAGCUUUAUCCAAACUUCAUAAAAAUGCAAAAACAUAUCACUCUUAAUCAAAUUUUUGGGUGCUUUGGCUUUGAUGGCAGCGAUAAUGUAGGGAAAUUUGCUUAUCCGCCUCUGCAGGCAGUCCCAGCCUUUUCUAACUCUUUCCCUCAUCUUUUUGGGACUAGGACUGACAUCCCUUGCUUGAUUCCAGAAGCAAUAGACCAGGAUCCUUAUUUCAGAAUGACCAGAGAUGUCGCGCCAAGAAUUCAGUAUUUAAAGCCAGCGGUUCUCCAUGCGAAAUUUUUCCCAGCAUUGCAAGGGUUGAAUACUAAAAUGAGCGCAAGUGAUGAGAACUCAGCUAUUUAUUUGACCGAUACCCCUGAUAUGAUUGAAAAGAAGAUUAAAAGCUAUGCUUUUUCAGGUGGUGGGAGGUCAUUAAAAGAACAUAGAGAAAAAGGAGCUAAUUUGAGCGUAGAUGUACCGUUCCAGUACUUGUCUUUCUUCAUGGAAGAUGAUGAAAGACUUGAAGAAAUUAGAGUAAAAUAUGGAAGCGGAGAAAUGCUGACUAGCGAAGUGAAAAAAGAUUUAAUUACUCUAUUGCAAAAUCUUGUUGCAGAACAUCAAAGAAAAAGAGCUGAAGUAACGGAUGAAAUCAUUGAUGAGUUCAUGAGACCUAGACCUCUAAAUAUAAGGCUAUAG
This is a messenger RNA of Blepharisma stoltei, 1321 nucleotides long. NCBI's taxonomy places the organism in Eukaryota, Ciliophora, Heterotrichea, Heterotrichida, Blepharismidae. The record is from the annotation of a GenBank genome assembly.